Penicillium verrucosum is the source of this 456-nucleotide messenger RNA. RefSeq lists its product as uncharacterized. The transcript is spliced from 2 exons. Lineage: Eukaryota; Fungi; Ascomycota; Eurotiomycetes; Eurotiales; Aspergillaceae. The record is from RefSeq and is a predicted model, not a curated record. Bases 1 to 456 code for a protein of 151 amino acids.
AUGCCGUCCUAUAAAGUCGUCAAGAAGAGGGCAACGACCAGACAAAGAAUGAUGAACGCGAUCCUUGACUUACAAGAUCAAGCACACAAGCCCUCCCUCUCCCAGCUAAAGACGUCAAUUGCAAGUCUCACGUCAACAAUUCAAGCAGACCAGCCCGAGCUACCGACAAUUGCAAUUUCUUCUUUGAAUCUCGGCGAUGUCCAAGUUAUGCUCAAGUUGAAUCAUUCACUGAGCAACCUUGAGUUCCGUAACAAAGCUGUCCCCGAUCUAUGCAUUGACUCGCUUCUGACACCGGCGGAGAAACAUUGGGCAACAGAGUUAGAGGUUUCAUGCAUCGUGUGGGUUGUCCGCAAAAUCCACCAUAUGAUCGAGGCAGCUCCAGAACAUUUGACAACCUACUUGUGUUCGCCCAUCACUAUGUCACCUCGCAACCUGCCAGCAUUUCUACGGACUUGA